Molecule: messenger RNA, 900 nt
Organism: Hyaloscypha bicolor E
Lineage: Eukaryota; Fungi; Ascomycota; Leotiomycetes; Helotiales; Hyaloscyphaceae
Exons: 6
Coding region: 1-900 (299 amino acids)
Molecular function (GO): acetylpyruvate hydrolase activity
Source: RefSeq, a predicted model, not a curated record
AUGCCAUCAGCUGUUAGAAUUCACCCCGUCUGGAAGCGUGUUGUACGCUUCUUGGCCGAAGAUGGGCAAGAAUACUGCGGAGAGCCAGUUGACGCAGAGCUGGACGUUGGUCUCGCCAUGGCAGACAGAGAACCAGUGCUGGUGAAGGUUCUCGAUGCCAAGUCUGCACUGGAUCUUGACGCAGUUUUCACUGGUGAAGUGAAGACAGCGAUACUAAUACUCUCUCCUCUCACGCUGUCAGAGGUCGGCACAAUACGCUGUGUUGGAUUGAAUUAUACGGACCACGCUGCAGAGAUGAAACUCUCCAUCCCGAAACACCCAGAGAUUUUCUUCAAGCCAAAUACCUGCGCCCACGGCCCAGUCGAAACCCUGACUAUUCCACACGAAGCAGCAGGCCAAGCAGAUCCCGAGGUAGAGCUCGCCGUCAUCAUCAAGAAAGACUGCAAGAACGUCUCUGUCGGCCACGCACUCGACUACGUGCUUGGAUACAUGACAUCCAACGACGUCACUGCUCGUGUUGUACAAACAAGAGGCUCGCAAUGGGGUUAUUCAAAAGGAUUCGAUCAAUUUGCUCCUAUGGGACCCACGAUUGUGUCAGCGGAGAGCAUCCCGGAUCCGUCUGUGUUGUGGCUGAAGACGACAUUGGAUGGGGCGGUUAUGCAGGAUAAGCCUGCGAAGAAUAUGAUUUUCAGUGUUGCGGAGAUUAUUUCAUAUUUGUCCGUGGGAACGACUUUGAAGGCUGGUACGGUCAUCUUGACGGGGACACCGAGCGGUAUUGGACAUAGCCAUAGCCCUCCCUUGUAUCUGAAGGAAGGUUCUGUUUUGAGGUUGUCGAUCAGUCAUGGGUUGGGGACUUUGGUAAAUCCGAUUGCACAAGAGGCUCCUGUUGUACUUGAGUGA